Rhizoctonia solani is the source of this 1056-nucleotide messenger RNA. RefSeq lists its product as uncharacterized. The transcript is spliced from 10 exons. The record is from RefSeq and is a predicted model, not a curated record. Gene Ontology annotation, molecular function: oxidoreductase activity, acting on the CH-OH group of donors, NAD or NADP as acceptor. Lineage: Eukaryota; Fungi; Basidiomycota; Agaricomycetes; Cantharellales; Ceratobasidiaceae. The coding region runs from base 1 to 1056 and encodes 351 amino acids.
AUGCCUUGCCUUACGACUCCAGCAAAAGUGCUUAUCACAGGGGUGAACGGUUACCUUGCAGCACAUGUCGCCAAAGACUUGCUCGAACGCGGUAACAUUAUCGUCGGGACCGUCAGAUCUUCGGCCAAGGGGGACGAGAUGGCCAAGCGCCUCCAUACAUACGGAAGCAGGUUCAGCUAUGUCGUGAUCCAGGAUAUGGCUCAACCAGGGGCCUUUGACGAAGUCCUACGUACUGGAGAUUUUGAUGGUGUUGCGCAUAUAGCAGUCCACGUUUCUUGGGAUUCUACGCCAUUCACUGGUGCAUCUGGUUCACCCGAUAUUUCGACUGAAGGAACUUUAAAUAUUCUGAGAGGAAUCCAGGCCCAUGGACCUGGGGUAAAACGAGUGGUAUUGACAUCCACCAGUUUAGCCGCAGUGCCAUCCCAGCCUGGUUCGAAAGAUAGCGAAGUUCGCUGGGACGACGAUGCCGUGCGCAUAGCUCAAGAGAAAGGUUCCGAGGCAUCCAUCAUGGAGCGUUAUAAAGCCAUGAAAGUCUGGUCCGAAAAAGCGGCUUGGAAAUUCGUUGAGGAUAACAAAAGCAAGAUCAACUUUGAUUUAGUAACCAUCCUGCCGGGCUUAAUUACCGGAACGCCGGUCAAUGAUAGUACACCCCUCGAACAACUAUCGUCAUCCAACCAUCUUUUUGAGCAAUUACGAUCGCCGCCCGCGGACGAGAAGCUCGGAGAUGCUGCACAGAUUGUAAUUCAUGCAAAGGAUGCAGCGGCAAUUCAUUCCGAAGCAUUCUUUCAUGAAGAAGCUGCAGGUCGUAGGGUGCUGGCUAUCACGUCUCAGCCAAGCUGGCAAGAUAUAUAUAAUGCUCUCAACGAGGAGCCUGCUUUCCCUGGGUUCCCUAAAGGAAGGCCGGGAGUAGGAGAGCGACAUGACACUGGAUCAGAGGAGUGGAAUCUAGCUUUCACUAUGGCCCUAUUGGGAAGAGAAGCAAUCGGUGCAAAAGAGACGAUCAGGGAGAUCGCAGCUUAUUUCCACAAAGCAGGCUGGAGGUUUACCAAGGAGUAG